Molecule: messenger RNA, 1543 nt
Organism: Tripterygium wilfordii
Lineage: Eukaryota; Viridiplantae; Streptophyta; Magnoliopsida; Celastrales; Celastraceae
Product: monooxygenase 2-like
Exons: 6
Coding region: 206-1423 (405 amino acids)
Molecular function (GO): FAD binding
Source: RefSeq, a predicted model, not a curated record
UCAAAAGUUUGAGUCAUCUACUAUCUUCAAGCGAUUGAGUCUAAGACAGAAAAUAAAAUUGGACUUGUACAACCUUAUUAUAAAGCAAACCAUACUCACUUGCUGCCAUCAUCCUUAUAAAGCAAAGCAUACCAUUCAAUCUUAAAUCAGCCACUCAUUUCCAUAUCUAUCUAUCUAUCUAUAGCAACUCUCCUCUUAUAAUAGAAUGGAAGCUGUUGAAGAUGUAGUGAUUGUAGGAGCAGGAAUAGCAGGACUCACAACUUCUUUAGGCCUUCACAGGUUUGGGAUCAGAAGCUUGGUUUUGGAAGCAUCAGAUACUCUGAGGGUCACUGGGUUUGCAUUCACUACAUGGGCUAAUGCUUGGAAAGUGUUGGAUGGACUUGGAAUUGGUGAUUCCCUUCGCCAAAAACAUAAACAACUUGAUGGGAUGGUUGUAACUUCAACUACUUCAGGACAACCUUCUUCACGAUUACCGUUUAAGUCACAAAACUCUGAAGUUCGUUGUGUUGAGAGGAAGUUGCUGUUGGAAGAUCUUGUAAAAGAACUCCCAGAUGGCACCGUUAGGUACUCAUCCAAAGUGGUAUCCAUUGAGGAGUCAGGCCACUUCAAGCUUCUAAAUCUUGUUGAUGGAACCAUCAUUAAGACCAAGGUGUUGAUUGGUUGUGAUGGGGUGAACUCAGUGGUUGCAAAAUGGCUAGGCUUCAAGAAACCGGCCUCUACGGGGCGGUCAGCCAUCAGAGGGUGUGCAUAUUACAGUGGGAGUCAUGGAUUUGGCCCUGAGUUCAAGCUGUUCAUUGGAAAAGGAUUCCGAUCCGGGUUCCUCCCUUGCAAUGAUUCAGCCAUGUAUUGGUUCUUCACUUGGACUCCUUCCAGCCAAGAUGGUGAUCUUGAAGAAAACACAACAAAACUCAAGGAAUUUGUGCUAAACAAACUUCAAGACCUACCUGAUCAAGUAAAGGCUGUUAUAGAAACAACUAGAACUGACAUAGACGAUGUCAUAUCAUCUCCUCUCAGGUACAGGCAACCUUGGGAGCUCCUAUGGGCAAAUAUCAGCAAAGGCAAUGUCUGUGUCGCGGGCGACGCCCUCCACUCCAUGACACCUGACAUUGGCCAAGGAGGGUGCUCAGCCUUAGAAGAUGGCUUCAUUUUGGCUCGGUGCCUCGCCACAGCCUUACUGAAAAAACCUAGUGGUGGAGGAGAGGAAGAGGAGUGGAAGUGGAUUGAAAUGGGGUUGAAAAGCUAUGUCAAACAGAGGAGAUGGAGAAGCAUUGAUCUCAUUACCACUGCUUAUAUGGUUGGCCGCAUACAGCAAAGUGAAGGGAAGUUGAUGAAUUUCUUAAGUGACAGAGUUUUGAGUCCAAUACUGCCUGGUUUGUUGUUGAAGAAAUCUAGUUUUGAUGUUGGGAGGCUCAACAUAGCUUGAUAGAUGCAAUUUGUUGCAAAUGCUGUGAAAUUUUAACGAUUAUACAUUUUGAAGUAACUGGUGAUUAUGUUAUGUAUAUAUUAGUAAUUAUCAAGCAACUUUACUUUUCAUAACCGAGAA